GUCUUAGGCUUAUUCUGCGCUCCUUGCUUAACCGGUCAUCAGCGGGCCAAUAGAGUAACUGCUGGUACGCUCUCUGUAUCCUGUCGUUUUUUUCUCCAUCCCCAUUCCCGUGGCCCGCUCUUUCCCCCGUUCUGCCCUAGCUAGGCCCGCCCAUGGAAGCCAAGCCGGAGAGCGAUCUCGUCGCCGUUCAUGAAAAGCAGGACGCAAAUGAUUCGAUAGCCGAUGAGUGGGCUGUGUCAGAGGGUUUGAUCGAUGGCUAUGGUGCUUGCGCUAUUUGUUUGGAGAAGAUAAAGAUCCAGGAAGCAGCUAUUGUAAAAGGUUGCGAACACGCAUACUGUACGAUAUGUAUCCUGAGAUGGGCAACAUACAAGGAGGAGAACCCUUCAUGCCCCCAGUGCAAGAAUCCAUUUGAAUUCUUGAACUUGCAUCGUUCACUUGAUGGCUGUAUUCAUGAGUGCAUGUUUGAGGAGAGUGUCUGGCUUCUCCUUAGAGCCGCUUGGUUUGUUCCUCUCAUUGUAGAGCCUCAGGAUGAUUCCCAUGAAGAGGAAGAACUUUUCCAGUACUAUUAUGAUGAUGAUGAUGAUAAUGGUGAUGAUGAUGAGUACGAUGCCGAGCUGAAUGAAUCUUAUUUAACCAGAGCUUCGUCAAGCAUCCGAAUUGGAAAUAGAAGGUGGGGAGAUAAUGGGUAUGUGAGAGCUGGUCGCAAGGAAGCAAGGCCUCUGAGCCAGCGACCUUCUAAGGAUAAUAAUGAAGCCGGCUCGUCCCGGCAACCCAAAAAUAAGGAGGUUUUGAGUAAUACUCCACCAACAGGGCGUCGGGCAAAGCGAGCCCUCAAGAGAGAAGCUGCUAAUAAAGCUGCUGCUGAUAAAGCUGCUUCUUCUACUGCUGAUAAAGCUGCUGCAGCUAAGCACCAGCAACACCUGCAGAGGCUGGGCCGCAAAUGAUCAUUUCAAGAGAUCUAGGACAUACAUGUGAAGGAAUCAUGGGGUCCGAUGUACAUAUUUCAACGUUCCAUCUGUUGAUUUCUAAUUUGAAACCUUUUAUACGACGAGUUCUAUCUUAUUUGUGCCCUGUUUAUAAUUUUAGAAUUAUGGUCAACGCAUAGUCAUUGCUAUGACAAUGAUGAUCAUUUUAUUCUUAUCUUCUACACAAUGUAAUGUUAUGAAAUAUAUUCGACAUCGGUGGGUUCUAUUUUGUUGUGUUAUAUGGUGGUAUGUUGUGUUGA
Messenger RNA from Dendrobium catenatum, 1225 nucleotides. RefSeq lists its product as uncharacterized. The transcript has 4 exons. Bases 153 to 944 code for a protein of 263 amino acids. The record is from RefSeq and is a predicted model, not a curated record. Lineage: Eukaryota; Viridiplantae; Streptophyta; Magnoliopsida; Asparagales; Orchidaceae.